Molecule: messenger RNA, 2214 nt
Organism: Effrenium voratum
Lineage: Eukaryota; Dinophyceae; Suessiales; Symbiodiniaceae
Source: the annotation of a GenBank genome assembly
AGGGAUUUGGCCCAAUCUGCCGCGCCACAAAACUCCGAUUGUUUGGCAACCCAACCCUUGUGAUUCCAUAUGUCUCGCGCCCUGCACUGGGCGUUCUUGCUGACGCCCUGCCUGGCCGUCCGCGAUUCCGUGACCGAUGCACUUAGAACGGAGGAGGACAUCCCUGAUGGGUUCGACGAUUUCUUUAGCCACUUCCACGUGACCCCAGAGACGCACCGAGCGAUCCUCCCCGAGCACGGCGAUCCUGCCGUGACGCUCUCGGUAGUCUUCGCCUUGCACCCGGCAGCUUCCGUGCUGGGGCUCACCUUGCCCCCCGGGUACCAGCUCACGGACGCAGCAGGCCUGCAGUCGCCCGGCUGCCCUCAGGUCUUCGCGCCCUUCCAUCUGAACGAGAAGUCUGCCUACGCCAACGAGACGGAGGCGAUCUCUCUGGUCCGCCAUGUGGAGAGCUGCCAGGUCUUGAACGGCCUGGACGCCAAAGGCAACAGCUCAGACUUGGAGCAGAAAGAUGCGACGGUGAUGCUCACCUUGAAGCUGGUCGGAGACCUGCCGGAGCUCUCGAGGAAGGAGCUGGCGGUGGACCAUGGCAACGGGUCCAUCGUGACACCGAUGACCUGGUGGUACUUCCACAUCCGCGUGCUGUACCCUGAUCGCUCCCCGGAGCCAGAGGUGAACCGCUUCAUGCUGCACUGGGCCUCUGAAGCAAACACCAUGUGGGAAGGUGAGACCUCAUUCCAAUCCUGGCCGAUCCUGGGAGACUGGGAGUGCGCCUACUCUGACUGGGAAGGCUGGGGCUCCUGCUCUGCCCGGUGCGGCGGCGGCAAGCGCAUGCUGGUGAGGAGGCCUUUGCUGGCACCCCCCAGUGGCCGAAGCUGCAACGAUACCAUCCACCCGGACCCCGCGAGCUGCAAUGAACACCCCUGCCACUACAGCUGCCAGUUCCAUGAGGAGGAGAUCAUCAAGGGGGAGUGCUCCGCAACCUGCGGCGGCGGCGUGCGCUUUUCGCGCAAGAGGUUCGUGAUUGAUGGAGACAACUUGCACUUGUGCCCGCAGAUGGGCGACCAGUUUUCGGAGGAGUUGGAGCCGUGCAAUACCGAGCCCUGCAGAGCCAAGUGCGAGCUCGCGAAGACGUGGACGGUGGUGACGCCCUGCGACGCCGUGUGCGGCAGGGGCCACUUCAAGGUCAUGAAGCAGGUCUUGCAGAAGGAGAUCGACGAUGAGAGCUGCAUCCCGGAGUACAAGUGGCUGCCAUGCGAGCGCCAGCACUGCACUGCGUUCACCGUGUCCCGGACAGUGCCAAACCUGCUUCCGGUGCCGGAAGACAAGGCCAAGCUGGUGCUCAGCUGGUCCCAGAAGACCACGUCCCGGAAGAUUGUGAUCACCGCCCCCCUGGGCUACAAGUUCGGGGAGAAAGACGGCAAGUGCACCAUCUACUUCCACAGCCUGCAGCCGCACCUCCAGUCCUGCAAGGUGGGGGACACGACCAACACCAUCUACCUCAGCUUCCUGACGCCUCUGCCCCCUGCGGAAACUGGUGGCGCUCAACAGGGGCCCUCCAAGCACAGGUAUGAGCUGGGCAUUGACGUGACAACGCCCGAGUGCCCCAAGACUCAUUGGGUGGCCGAUCCCAUCCGGAAUCAGAUCAUUUGCGACACAGAUGCGGACAAGAACCGCUGGGUGAUUCAGUUCCUGCGGGACGACACGGAUGCCGGGGCGGAGCUGAAGGACUCCCUCGGCUUCAUCACGGUCUGGAAAGAAGGCAUCCCGGUGCCCAAGGUGCUGCGGCUCAAGGCGGAGCCCUUGCUGCUUGAAGAGACGCCUCCGGCUGGCAAAACAACGACAACGGUGACGACCACGCGCAUGCACGUGACGGACCCCAACCCGCACACCGAGACGGGCAUCGUGAUGUGCAUGCGGGAUCGCGACCCUGGGUACUGCCAGGGCAGAACGAGCAAACCGGAUGUGACCUGCGGCUGGCAGAACGUGUGCCAGGUUAGGGACGACUAGCCCUGCGGUUUCCUCAGGGCCCUCUUUGGCGCUUGAGAGGCCAAAAAGGCAAAUGUUCAUUUCGCUUGUAUCUUUAGCGGCAUGCUUUAAAGCAUGGUGCCUCCGAGUACCUUGCAAGUUCGCAAGGAGCACUUGUGAGGUUUUGAUCGCCGCACGGGCAGCGAGACGGUUGCAGCCGCAAAAAGAGAUGCCGUGCUCCAAAGGGUG